GUCCGCACCUUCAAUUGACUCUUUCAAGAGAAGACUGGACACUCACAGAAGCAUACUAGAAAAGGAAUAAAAUAGGCUGUAGGCCUUCUGUCCUUACUACACAAAUCUUAAUCUGAAUCUGAAUGGGACGCGGAAAAACUCAAUGAUACGGUACUUUUGCACUUUUUGUCGAAAGUCUCGGUGUCCUUAAGGUUUCAUUUGCUCUUGGUCCUAUAUAAUGUCAAAGCUACCAGUUCUUGCUAAAACUUUAGUUGAAAUAGGACACAAGCGAGUUAGAAAAAACCCUCGCGUUUAUCAAAAAGCGAAAGGAAAAUUUCUAAAAGUACGACAACCUACCCCAGUUGAUCCAGUGGAAGAUGCACUUUCCAAAAAAUGGUGGGUUGAUUACCGAUUGCAGUAUGAAGCCGUCAGGAGUCUUUUUCGAUAUGAAAUCAAUCGUCAUCAAAUGGAAGCUAUUUCUGCCUCACGAAUAGAUCAUGAACAUGAGCGUAAUAGACGUCAUGAGCUAACAGAAACCUGGAACAAAAAGACCUUUCUACUAGCCACAGAUAAAUUUGAAAGGCUCUUAAAAGCAUUGAUUGAUAAGCAAACUGAUAGACUAAUUGAUUUUGAAAAUAAACAAGCAAAGUUAUCAGACAAAUUAAAAGCUGACCUUGACACAGUAGCUAUGUUAACUGGACAGAUGAUUACGGAGACAAAUUUAGAUGAUAAAAUUGACGAAAUAAUGAAUUGUGAUGUUGUUGAUUAUAACUUCGUGGUUGACCAUAGUGGUAAUAUUGUUCGAGGAACAAAACCAAUAAAAAACGAACUUCAUAAAGUUGAUGUGGAGGAAAAUAUACAAGAAGAACCUUUGUCUGCUACAUCAUGAAUCCUUGUAGAAAUUUUUCUCACGUUCUCGGGCGUUUUUGUGCAUGAAUUUAUUUCAUAAUUAGUAUUAUAUAUACCUUGUACAUAAAAAAUACACCCAUUUAUUUCAUAUUGUAUGUUCACUUUAAAAUUUAAUCAUCUGUUCAUCUGUACGUUAUUUUGAGGGUAAAACUGUUCAGAAUAUAUGAUGCUCUUGUUUACGUUAUAUUAAACUAAAUAGGUGAAUCCCAAGUUCCUCUAUGUUUCUAUCCGGAAUCCCUUUAAAUAUCGACAGCCACUACCAAUGCGGUUAACUUAACAGUUGUUUCUUGUUCAUUUUCAAAACACGCUUGUGGCAAUGUUUCGGUUGAAUAUCAUAUUAGCCAACACUCAACUAAUGGAGCUGAGUUUUAAAAUUCAAUUUAUCUACAGAAGUUUUUGAGGCUGAAUAAUAUCAUUCCUCACUCAAUAUGUGGCUUAUAGUUCAGUACAAUUAACUUUGCAAAAAAUCCAUUCAACACAGGUUUGUCAUACACGGUUUUUAGCAACUUUUUUUGUCUACCUAAGUGCCUAAGUUAAAGUAGAUGGAGGGAGGAUCUAACCCACAACCCACUGAUUAAAAGCCGAUUACUAUAGUCACUAAAUCACCACUCCCUAAGUCAUACGUUGUAGUGACUGGUGCUGUAUCAAGCCAGACUAUUCUAGCUUAUGGACGGACCAAUCCAUUCAUUCUUCUCCAGCUACAUUUUGACCUUGUCACUUAUUCGCUUAUUAACCCUGACUUUUUAUAUGACUGUGUGAGUAUAUUGCCUACUCUAUUCAUCACAUGUCCAUAACUUAUUUUUGUCUGACUACAAAUAUUGAGUCACGUUUGGUUAGAUCGAAUUGUCUCACAUGCUUUCUCCGAUCCGUUUCGCUUCGUUUCCCUAAUUGUCCGUUCAGAUCAACGAUUGUAUGAAAUAUACGUAUUUAAAAUCCAUUCUUGUGUUUGGUUUAUUUUAGUUUCGUUAUUCACUAACGCGAGUUAAGUCGUUAGUUAUGUAUGAGGGUAGCCAGGAUGUAUAUUUCGAUAGCAAUCAGCGGAUCGAUCUAACUGGAGUCAUAUACAGGGCCACAACAUAACCCGUGUUUUUUACUACAUUCGUAAAUGGAUUAAAUUAUUAAAUUGAUCUAUUGUGGUUAGAGGAUAUGUGGAGUAGUUGCUUAUAUAUUCACACUUUGAAAUGUUGGAAGUUUCAGGAAACCUUUAAUUUAUAUUGUCAAAAACUACGAACCUGAGUUAAAUCAAUCACCGGUUAUUGAUACUCAUGUAGAAUGACAUUGUUUUGUUAAAGUUUUACGAGCUAUGGAUAGUUUAAAGUUUGGCAGACCAGUUAAACUUGAUGGUUCAUUUCUGGAAAUCUUUAAGGAUGGUCUCCCGGUCUUAAUAAUGAAUAACUUUGUAACUCUAGCACACGAGAAUCAACAUUUUUGGCCAGAAUUAAAGCUUUGAAGACUGAAAUAAACUUCGUCAAUAAAGAAUAGAGCAUGUCUACAAAUAAAAUAUCUUCAAACAUAGCAACGGUGACAAGAUUUGAAGAAUAAAAUGGCUUAAUUUCAUUUCGAGGCUUCUUAUCAGCUUCAAAUGCUUAUAGUCACAAACAUGAAGUUGAGCUGGACAUUUGGGACGGAACGAGAAGUCAAACUCAGAACCUUCCGUCUCACAUGUGAAAUUCUGACAUCUAGACCACUGUGCCGGGAUCCACUCGUAUACACGUCUAGAUUCAGUCAAUCACAUUAUAUACGGUCGAGAAUAUGAUGCUUUUAGUGCACAUUGUUGACGCUAUUUUGGCGGAGCUAUAUAGAUGCUAAUGUGAUACAUAUUUUAUUUACGUUGCGUACAUUCUGUUUAUAAAUCACAUUAAUACAACAUAGAUAAUGAAAGUCGAAC
Molecule: messenger RNA, 2776 nt
Organism: Schistosoma haematobium
Lineage: Eukaryota; Metazoa; Platyhelminthes; Trematoda; Strigeidida; Schistosomatidae
Gene: MRPS26
Product: mitochondrial ribosomal protein S26
Exons: 7
Coding region: 218-868 (216 amino acids)
Cellular component (GO): mitochondrial small ribosomal subunit
Source: RefSeq, a predicted model, not a curated record